UUGUCAUUGAGGCAGGCCAUGGAGUGGAAAUACACAAUAAUUGUUCAUAAUUAAUCUAACUCAAAAUUGGGCUUAUAUUGCUUUACUUAGUUAAAUUAGUGAAUCCACAACCAUGGAACUCAACGAAGAAUAUAUUGUUUACUUAAUACUGCUAUUUUCAUGGGCAGAAUAUUUGUGGGAGUUGUAUUUAUCUUUGCGGCAGCUAAAAAUCUACAAAUCAAACAACACUAUUCCUGAGGACUUGAAGGAGAUGUUAAACGAAGAAUCAUUCAAGAAAGCUCGCUUGUAUGGUAUUGACAAAUCACAGUUCAAAAUUGUAAAGGAAUUUGUUAGUAUACUAUUAACAUCCUUAAUACUUUCUCGACGGUGGCUUGCUGUGGCAUGGUUUAAAUCUGAAAGCGUUUCUAAGUCCCUUAAUGUAUCUCCAGACAAUGAAAUAUUUGUGACUUGUGUCUUUAUGACUAUUGUGAAUCUAUUUAACUAUGCUCUAAUGUUGCCCUUCAAGAUUUAUGGCAUAUUUGUUCUCGAGCAAAAACAUGGCUUCAAUAAGCAAACAGUUGGAUUCUUUAUUAAAGACCAAAUUAAAUCAUUGGCUCUGAGCCUCAUCAUUACCAUUCCGAUAGUAUCUAUUGCAGUUUAUAUCAUCAUGGUAGGAGGAGAUAUGUUUGUUGCUUAUCUAUGGUUGUUUACUACUGUGGUGUCUUUGUUACUAUUGAUGCUGUACCCUACAGUUAUUGCUCCUCUGUUUGACAAGUUUGUGCCUCUGCCCGAGGGUUCUCUAAGGAAAGGAAUUGAGGAACUAGCAUCAAAGCUGAAGUUUCCACUCACACAAAUAUAUAUAGUGGAGGGAUCUAAAAGGUCUGCACACAGCAAUGCAUAUUUUGGUGGACUUUUCCGGUCAAAAAGAAUUGUGCUCUUUGAUACAUUGCUCGAAAAAUAUGAUGAAGAGAAAAAGACUUUAACUGGAUGUAAUGAGAAUGAAAUUCUAGGGAUUCUAGCUCAUGAAUUGGGACACUGGAGUUGCAACCACUUGACAAAGAACAUAGCUUUGACUGAACUUAAUUUGUUAUUGUUAUUUACUGCUUUUGGAGCACUUUUUAAAUAUUCCUUGUUGUAUACUGCUCUUGGAUUUCCAGCUGGGCAAGAGCCUAUCAUUAUUGGUUUGAUUGUGGUUUUACAAUUGAUACUAGCUCCAUACAAUUCAAUUUUAUCCUUCUUCUUGACCGCAUUGUCCAGAAAACAUGAGUUUGAGGCUGAUAACUUUGCUGUGUCUUUGAAUUACCCAAGAGAACUCAGGUCUGCACUUAUAAAGCUUGGUAAAGACAAUUUGGACUACCCCAUAUAUGAUAAGCUAUACUCGGCUUGGUACCAUUCUCACCCUACCUUGUUGCACCGAAUAGAAAAUAUUAAAUCCCAAUUAGUUGAGGAUAAGAAAAGCUACUAAGAAGUUAUUCCGAUAUGCAUUUAUGACUACCAUAUCUCUUAUAAGUACAUUUUUGUAUACCUGGUAUUUAAUAAUGCGAAAAUAGUAUUUUCUAAAACACAUUGCAUUUAUUUUUUUAAUAUUACUUAAUACAAACAUGGCUUUUGUAUGUGGGUCAAGAGAAUUGCCAUAUUUACAGUAAAUACUGUCCCAUAUACACAAAAGUAAAGUAUCAUUUUAUAUUUUAAUUUUUGUAUUAAGUUUAGAUACAUUAGUCUAGUGUUUACCAUACAUAUAUCACUGAAAAAGUUACCAGCUCAGCUUGACAAUUCAUGACUCAUUUUGUUGCCAAACACCUGUAACCUGUUGUCUCAAAACUAUUUGUUAGAGACAUUUCUACUUGUUUAUAGUGACCUGAUAUUAACGUUGUGCAUUACCAAAAACACUUAAUGCGCGUAUUCACUACUUAUAAACAAUUUUAUAAACCAUGUUUUGAAACAAAAAUGUUUAUAGUGAAUUAAGCACCUUUAUGGUUACAAAAUGUCUGACCUAGCACAGUUGGACACUGUUUGUCGGACUUCGUCAUGGAAUGGUAUGACUUACUAUUCUAGACAUAAGUUUUUAAUGUUGUGAUGAUAAAAAGCUAAACGAAGUUUGCACUGAUAAUUAAAUUUAUAUAACCUUACCACAAAAUUAAUAUUUUGAAAUAACCCCCGACCGCGACAUAGUAGACCGAUUUUUAUGAAACAUGGCUAAGAACACUCCCAACUAACUCAGCCAAGAAAA
Molecule: messenger RNA, 2209 nt
Organism: Leguminivora glycinivorella
Lineage: Eukaryota; Metazoa; Arthropoda; Insecta; Lepidoptera; Tortricidae
Product: CAAX prenyl protease 1 homolog
Exons: 2
Coding region: 113-1444 (443 amino acids)
Biological process (GO): CAAX-box protein processing
Cellular component (GO): endoplasmic reticulum membrane
Molecular function (GO): metalloendopeptidase activity
Source: RefSeq, a predicted model, not a curated record